Messenger RNA from Neolamprologus brichardi, 975 nucleotides. The record is from RefSeq and is a predicted model, not a curated record. Lineage: Eukaryota; Metazoa; Chordata; Actinopteri; Cichliformes; Cichlidae.
CUUUCAGUUUCAAAUUUAUUCAGGAAAACAUGGCGUCCGUCUAAAACCUGACUGUAGAACCGAUUUGAUUAAUCAGACUGAAAACAAAGAGCUUCGUAGAAGGUUUUAAAACCUUAAAAAGUAAAAUUAAACCGGAGCUGCUCGACUGAAGGCUUCGGUUUACGUUAGGAGUCACCUCCACUGUCCGUGUGUUGUUACCGGAGUCUCUGCAGUUCAUUAUCAUGUUUGAAGAAACGGGACCAGAGUGGCUGUCCGAGGAGGUGAAAACAGGAACAACCAUUAUCGCCAUAGAGUAUGAUGGUGGGGUCGUGCUGGGGUCUGACUCCCGAGUGUCUGCUGGAGACUCGGUGGUGAACAGAGUGAUGAACAAACUGUCUCCCCUCCAUGAUAAGAUCUACUGUGCUCUGUCAGGAUCUGCAGCAGACGCUCAGACCAUCGCUGAGAUAGUCAACUAUCAGCUGGAUGUGCACAGUAUUGAGAUAGGUGAGGAUCCUCAGGUUCGCUCAGCUGCUACAUUGGUGAAGAACAUUUCAUACAAAUACAAAGAGGAGCUCUCAGCACACCUGAUUGUGGCCGGCUGGGACAGACGAGAUGGAGGGCAGGUGUUUGCAACUCUAAAAGGGCUCCUGACACGUCAGCCGUUUGCAGUCGGCGGCUCUGGCAGCUCGUAUGUUUACGGGUUUGUUGAUGCUGAGUAUCGCAGAGGCAUGAACAAGCAGGAGUGCCAGCAGUUUGUUGUCAACACUCUGUCUUUGGCAAUGAACCGUGAUGGCUCCAGCGGAGGUGUGGCCUACAUCGUCACCAUUGAUAAACACGGCACAGAGGAGAAAGUCGUUCUAGGAAAUCAGUUACCCACCUUCUUUGAUCAGUGACAUGUUUGUUGUCCUCACAGCAGCUGUGGCUCACUUCUGACAAACCUGUCAACUAAGUCAACUUGUAAUAUGUAAACACUGAACAACACUUACCAAUAAUUAA